AUGCUGGGAUCUGAACGUGGUGUUGUGGAAGAAUGGUUAUCAGAAUUCAAGGCAUUACCUGACACUCAGAUCACCAAUUAUGCAGCAACUUUACACCGGAAAAAAACACUGGUACCAGCCCUCUAUAAAGUUAUUCAAGACUCAAAUAAUGAGCUCCUGGAGCCUGUCUGCCACCAGCUGUUUGAGCUCUAUCGUAGCUCUGAAGUUCGACUUAAGAGGUUCACACUGCAGUUCUUGCCAGAGUUGAUGUGGGUUUAUUUACGGCUUACAGUUAGCCGAGACAGACAGAGUAAUGGUUGCAUUGAAGCACUUCUGUUAGGAAUUUACAAUUUGGAAAUUGCUGAUAAAGAUGGAAACAAUAAAGUUCUGUCUUUUACCAUCCCUUCCUUAUCCAAGCCAUCAAUAUACCAUGAGCCCUCCACAAUUGGAUCCAUGGCCUUGACAGAAGGGGCAUUGUGUCAGCAUGAUCUCAUCAGGGUUGUUUAUAGUGAUCUUCAUCCUCAGAGGGAAACAUUCACUGCACAAAACCGGUUUGAAGUCCUGAGUUUUCUCAUGUUAUGUUAUAAUUCUGCUAUUGUAUAUAUGCCUGCUUCAUCUUACCAGUCUCUUUGCCGAAUGGGCUCCAGGGUUUGUGUGAGUGGGUUUCCACGGCAACACGAAAAGCAGUGGAAAGAACUCUGUGGUCGGAUAGUGUUGGAUCCCGAAUUUAUGGUGCAGCUUCUCACAGGAGUUUAUUAUGCCAUGUAUAACGGACAGUGGGACCUUGGCCAGGAAGUCCUUGAUGACAUCAUCUAUAGAGCUCAAUUAGAACUCUUUUCUCAACCACUAUUGGUUGCCAAUGCCAUGAAAAACUCAUUACCAUUUGAUGCUCCUGAUUCUUCACAAGAAGGCCAGAAAGUACUUAAAGUCGAAGUCACUCCAACAGUGCCGAGGAUUUCUCGGACUGCAAUUACAACAGCUUCAAUCCGUCGCCAUAGAUGGAGGAGGGAAGAUGGCUUUGACUUCUCAAACGAGGCUGACUCGAGUAUUCCUGGCUCCCCGAUCCAACACGGCUCCACUGACCUAGGGAUCAAACGUGUGCAAGAGGGGGAGGUGCUGGUGCACAGGACUCCUGAGCACGGCUCGCCGGAGCCCAACUCAGCAGCAGCCACAACAGAGGGUGCUGAGGGUAUAAAUGGAGGAGAGGAGUCGGUAAACCUGAAUGAUGCAGAUGAAGGAUUUUCAUCAGGGGCUUCCCUCAGCAGCCAGCCAAUUGGGACCAAACCAUCCUCCUCUUCUCAGAGGGGAAGCUUAAGGAAAGUAGCAACUGGGCGUUCAGCCAAGGAUAAAGAAACAACUUCUGCCAUCAAAUCCAAUGAGAGCCCUCGAGAUUCAGUAGUUCGCAGGCAGUAUGUACAGCAACCAACUGAUCUUAGUGUAGAUUCAAUUGAGCUGACACCGAUGAAGAAACACCUGAGCCUGCCUGCUGGCCAGGUGGUGCCAAAAACUAAUAGCAUUAAUCUAAUCCGGACAGCCAGUGCUUCCUCAAGUAAAUCGUUUGACUAUGUAAAUGGCAGUCAAGCAAGUACCAGCAUUGGGGUUGGCACUGAGGGUGUUACUAAUUUAGCAGCUAACAAUGCUAAUCGAUACUCAACUAUCAGUCUACAGGAAGACCGCCUAGGUCAAGCUGGAGAAGGGAAAGAGCUGCUCAGCCCGGGAGCUCCCUUAUCCAAGCAGUCUCGAUCCCCAAGCUUCAAUAUGCAGCUGAUAUCCCAGGUGUAG
Messenger RNA from Rangifer tarandus platyrhynchus (Svalbard reindeer), 1761 nucleotides. The record is from the annotation of a GenBank genome assembly. NCBI's taxonomy places the organism in Eukaryota, Metazoa, Chordata, Mammalia, Artiodactyla, Cervidae.